ACGGCGUGGAAGUUGGAGGAGCGCCAGCGCUAUUUUGCGCCAAUAUUGGCGCAGUGUUGGGGAGACUCGCGUUGAGUUAGUUGCACAGUGAACAUUUUUCAGUUAUAUCUGAACGGUUGAGAGACUUACACAUAAUUUUAAUUGAUUUCGCUUGCUCCGCGCGAGAGUCAGUGUGUGUUGUACAGGUUUCUUGUCUUUUUUCUCUCUCCACUGUUUCUUUCUUCAAAAUCCAAGGAAAUCACAAGAAUUAGUGAAAAGAAAAAUCAGUAGUUUUUGAGAGAAGUGUGUUACGAAGAUCUUUUGCCGUCUUCAAUGAUCAGUUGAUGUGUCAAAUCCUUGUGUGUGGUUUGUUUCUUCCUUUUUUUUGAAGCAAAAUUCAGCGACGUGUGAUUGUGAGAGAAAGGAAAAGCGCCGAAUGAGUGGGAGAGUUAUUAAAAUUUAUAAUGAAAUAAAUAGAGAAAAUGUGGCAAUAUUGAAAAGCAAAUGAAGAGGAGAUAUAAUCAUAAAAUUGCAAUAAAUAAAACAAGUUAUAUAAUGCAAAAUGCCGCGAAGUGUGAUGUGUUAAAAAGAAGAAAAAAUUGUGAAAUAUAACAAAUCUCUUUCUUUCGUGUUGUUGUGAUAAACAUAUAUGUGCCUUCGCGUUAUCAGUGGAUGAUGAGAGGGUGUGUGUGCGCGAUAAGGGUGAGAGAUAGAGAGGAGAAUGGCAGGAAAGAGCUAAAAGUGGACUGUUGAAGUUGUUACCAAAGUGAACGCACGAAUUUUCCGCGGAGGGACAAAGAAUUUCCUCCUGGAGACUUUUUCUUGACCAAUAAUUAUUGUGAAGUUUCUGUGUACCUUAGCAAGAGUCCAAAAUAUACAAAGAGCAACUGAGAGAAAGAGGAGUGAAUUGUGUGGAGGAAAUUCGUAUGCCAAAUGAAGUGAAUUUACGGACAAGAGAGACACACAAAGGAGUGGAUCAACAAGUACUUUUGGUGUGACACACAGAGUCACACUGUAUAUUGAGAGGACAGAAGAAAUUACCAUAAGAGCCAAAGCGCGGCAGCGCGCGUCUCUCGUUCCAAAUUUAAAUGUUGCGAUCUCCAGCUCACAUAGUGGGUCACGGUCCAUCAGCAGGUGGAGGUGGGAUUGUGGGCAUUCAUUCACAUCCAUCGCCACAGACGCACGCCAGAACAUCGCUGUUCGACUCCUGCCACCGGAAGAUCCGUCUGAUCGGCAAUGGACCGGUAGCGUUUCUCGGUGGGCUCGUUGCAAAGGCCCGCCGCAAGGAGAGAGACGGUGACCAAAACGCAGGUGAUACUAAGCUAUAUUUAGAAGAAAAUGUUCUCGAAAGGAAGCUGCCGGAUGCGGAUUUGAAAGCAAUAGUGGAUCUACCGCCAGGCUUAGACUAUAACGAAUGGUUGGCGUCACACACAUUGGCACUCUUUGAGCAUGUCAACUUGGUGUACGGAACUAUAAGUGAAUUCUGCACGACAUCCGGAUGUCCAGAUAUGACUGGACCAGGAACAAGAAUGUACUUAUGGUUCGAUGAGAAGGGCAAAAAGACUCGCGCGGCAGCGCCACACUAUAUCGACUACGUAAUGACAUUCACGCAGAAGACAGUGAGCGACGAAUCUAUUUUCCCCACCAAAUAUGCCAAUGAAUUUCCCAGCUCCUUCGAGAGCAUCGCCAGGAAGAUCCUCAGGCUCCUGUUUCAUGUGAUUGCUCAUCUGUAUGCGGCGCAUUUUCGCGAAAUCGCACUGCUCGGCCUUCAUGCGCAUCUCAAUCUCACGUUUGCGCAUCUCACGGCGUUGCACAGACGCUUCAACUUAAUCGAAUCCAAGGAGACGGAAGUGCUGCGCGAUCUGGAAGUGGCGCUCCGGCUCACAGACGAUUGCCUUACGCCGCAGACGCCGGCCGCGAGCCAGGCGGCGGCGGCGGACGCGCCGAUGGCCGUGGAGGGUGGCGCCGAGGAGCACCAGAUCGACGGCGACGCCUCGGUGCGCCCCAUCGUGACGCAGCCCGAGUGCUGCACCAGCAACUUCGCGGCCUUCCACCCGGCCGCCGGCCUAGGCGCCCCGCCGCAGUCCUCGUCGCAGCACACGCCGGCCUAGGCCGCCUGCGCACCUUAAGCCAAUGUUUUGACCAUUGUGAUGUAUCCUUUGUUAGUUCUUUUUUUUUUAAUUACCGCAGACGAGCGAAAGCUGUUAGUUUAGAGGCGAAGCGUGUGCAGCCAAUAGCGCCCCCUUUCACCCGCUGUCGCCCUCAAAUCGCCGCUCUGGCGCGCGUCAAUUAACUGCGGAAAGGGUGGGAAGUGUGGGGUGGACGUCAUUGAGACGUUUUCGCGGGGGAGUGAAGAAGGUGCGAUUUGGGGUUUUUUAUCAAUAAUAUGAAGAAUUUGCGAGUUUGAAGGCCUGCAUUUGGAUUGUCCCAAUGAUUUUCAGUGUUGUGCAGAGGAAAAGCGUGAUUUGGAGAAGCUUCUUUUGGAUGUUUUUCACCAGAAAACACUCAUGGAAGUGAUUUGAGGGUACUUUUUGUUCUCUUUGAAGCAACAAAAAAGUUUUUAGUGACCGAAAAUCAGUGAAAUUAUUUGAAUUUUCGCAAGAAAUUAUUAUUAUUAAUUAUUAUGCUUUCAAAUGAUUUUUUUUCAUAGAAAUCUUGACUGAAAUGAUUUUAGUGCAGUAAAUAAUUUGUCAACAAUUACUAAAAUAUUUUUAUUGCACACAAAAAGAUUAUAAAACACAGCGUAAAAAUGAUAAUUUCUAUCUGAAUUUUAAAAAUGAGUUAAAGAAAGUGAUUUUAUUGGAUUUUAUCGAGGCGAAAAGAGCCUGAAAAACUGUUCAAAAAGCGAUAAAAUGUCCU
Phlebotomus argentipes is the source of this 2838-nucleotide messenger RNA. RefSeq names its product MOB kinase activator-like 2 (gene Mob2). Gene Ontology annotation, molecular function: protein kinase activator activity. The transcript has 6 exons. Lineage: Eukaryota; Metazoa; Arthropoda; Insecta; Diptera; Psychodidae. The record is from RefSeq and is a predicted model, not a curated record. Gene Ontology annotation, biological process: positive regulation of protein phosphorylation; signal transduction. Bases 1068 to 2090 code for a protein of 340 amino acids. Gene Ontology annotation, cellular component: nucleus; cytoplasm.